Eriocheir sinensis (Chinese mitten crab) is the source of this 3341-nucleotide messenger RNA. RefSeq lists its product as uncharacterized. The record is from RefSeq and is a predicted model, not a curated record. Lineage: Eukaryota; Metazoa; Arthropoda; Malacostraca; Decapoda; Varunidae. Bases 1657 to 2082 code for a protein of 141 amino acids. The transcript is spliced from 3 exons.
CUCCUUCCUUAACUAAUAGUAUUCAUGGUGAUGUAGCGAUAAUGGAACGAACGCCACUUAACAUUAAUAGACGCGACAACGUGAGUCCUGGCGAGUAACGCUUUCUUGUACCUGGAAAUGUAAUGUUCUCUUUAUCGCUCCCGGCUUCCUUUACGAGCGGCGAAGGAAGGGCUGCGGGACGAGGGUGUGUGAUAGGGGCGAUAGAGGUGGAAGGAGGUGAUCCCCAACUCUUUUGUCUUACUCGGUGCACCAUUGUUUUGUAGCUUCCGUAUCCUGAUCCGUUGCCAUAAAGAAAGUUCCCAGGUGUGGCUGAGUCCUUUCAUCCUAUUUCGUCUCUUGAGGAUAAAAGAAAAGACUAUGAUAAGAUAAUUAUUCUCUUUCCCCGUCCCAUACAUAAAUAAGAGUGGAUUUGAUUUAGUUACUCCUACUAGUGAACGUUUUCUUGGUCGAUUUCGUUUGAUUCUCACAGAGGACGCCACUGUAUUGGCCUCAAAGCCGUACCAUUUGACCACCUGUCCUCACAUUCGAGAAUCCUUGGCCCCCCAUCACCCAAGCCUCCCUGGCCUGGCCUCGCUGGGAGCUCCCGCUUGUUAGUUCCGAGAGAGCGCUUGUCGAUGCCAGUGGGGAGGUUUAUGGGCCGCUCCAUUACCGUGCGGGGUCCACUUCGGCGGCUCCUGAACACGGGUCAAUUACGUGGCUGUUGACCCAAGAGGACGGACGCUGAAAUGAGUAAUGAGGUGGAGUUCCCAGGCGCGUGUCGGCCAGGUGUGCUGCUGCCGGGGCAGGUGAAGGGGCCAGAGAGUGCUCGUGCUCAACAAGUAUCCCGUCACGUUGAAUUAAUUAUGAAAGGCUGAGUAUAUAUAUAAUUUUGAUAAAAUAACGAGCAAAAUGAUUAACAGGGCAAACAUUUCCUCGUUUAUUCAAGCUAAAUUACGUUCAUUAGUGCAUACAAUCAUUAAUUACUUCCCUCUCGUCCUCUUUUUGCUCUCAACUUUUCUCUAUUUACCUUCUUCCUGACCUUGUGUGUUUCGGGGCACUUACUCGUGACCUUUUCUAAGUGCAAUUAGCGGCCCAGGAAGGCAGCGGCCGCCCUCUUAUGUAAAGGUCACUCGUUUGAUGGUACUGUUCAUGGCAAGGGAGUUAAGUUGAUGGCCUGAGGGCCGCUCCGGCACCUCCCUAUACUGUCACGUGUUGAUGAUUGAUGUUUCGUUCGUUGUACAAUGGUUACAAUUAAACACAAUAUAAUAAUGUAUGUUUGAUCCUCAGGAAGCAAAGCCUAGUACAAACAGGUAAACGGUGAAUGAGUUAGUGAGAGAGAGGAGAGUGUUGUCUCUCCGUCCAGGACCAAAGUGUUGCCACUCUCAGGAAAGUAAAAACCUCGGCAGCCCGGCUCAGUGCUCGCCAAGACCAGCCAGCCGCGAGAACCAACCACUUGGCCGCACUGAAACUUUUCUCGUGAUUCUUAGUGGACCGUGUCAGGCGUUCGAAACUCUGAAGCAGUGAAACUCGAUAGUAUUGGAAGCCUAAAGUGAAGUGAAUGUGUUGAAAGUCUGCUGCAGGACACAAGGAUAUCUAUUUGGAGUCCUUGUCUUGCUCUUGUGCUGAAGGGAGCUGUGAAGGGGAGCAAGUGCCCCUCCUUCCCCCGCCCGCGUCGCCAUGCUGGAGGUGCUUCACGCCCGCCGUCGCGCCUACUCGGACUUCGGCGUGUAUGUCGACCCUGACCAUGGCCAUGUGUCGACGAGCCCCAGCGUGGAGAACGUGGACCAGCUGGGAGCGGACGGGCCGGGGGGCAGCGGGGGGCAGCACCAGCGCCUCCUCCACUCCCGCUCGCCCAGCCCCUCGCCCUCCAGCCGGUCGAGGUCGAGAGACAGACGGCCGUCCUCCUCCACCAGCCACGCCACGGGCCACCUCGCAGCCCACGCCUUCCACCUCAUGGUCACCGUCCCCCAGAACCUGAGCAAUGAUGACCAGGUGUCGCCGCCGACCAUGGGCAAGCUGACACCGGACCUCCUCGCGGGCAACCACUAUGAGGCCGACAUCUCCGACCAGUCCGACGGAUGCCUCGGCGUCCCCCAAGGGUGAGUACACAAUCUACUCCUCUCCUGACUGUUCUAAAUCGCGCCACUCCUCUGCACGAGUCAGCAGCAGCUGCCUCAUGUGAGUGGCACGGCGCCGUGCUGGCACUGAGAGGGGGAAUAAUUGUCAUGUCCACUGCCCGACUUGAGACGCAGCUAAUUAAAGCAAGAGGCUCCUUUGGGGUAAUUACGGAGAGGCUGCCGUGAAGGGCUUCUCUCGGCGCCCGGUGCCUCACCGGCGCGUGGCCUCAGGACUCUAGGGUGCAUGGCGGCAGGGACUGCUCAGGAUCCUCGUGCCGCUAUUCCUUCUGACCGGCGUGCAUUGCGUUGGAGUAUGUUGAUGCAAGUCUUGUGUUGAACUGUCUUGCGUUGCGCUGCGGAAAUCGUGGUUCUUAUUUUCAAAAGGGGAAGAAGACGCAGAUCACGUCAUUCCAGACAGCGGAGUGACGGGCUGCGAGGGGCGAGGAGGGAAGGGGGAUGCUUGAGGUCAGCCGGCGGUCGAUAACGUCCUCGGAACGCCUGUUGCCCUGCGUCAGGACGGGAAUGUCCUCUGGAGGGCAGCAGAACCCUUUUUACCUAUAGCUUUCGUGCCGUCACACAGACCUCAUCCGUAGUAUUUAUUGUGGAGGCUCUGCACCUUCGUAUCGAAAACUUUAGCGUGCAACACCUCAAACUUAAACGAAACGAAGCGCGCAACUUGAACCAGACGCUUCACCCCUUUUUUUCUCAGACAUAAGAAAUACACGAGUGUUUAAAAAAAAAAUUGGGCCCUCGCAGUCUCAGGGAAGAGAACAAAGCUUCAACUCCCACUAGGAUCACGUCUCCGCCAGUCCACUCCGUCCACAACGACCCCAAGCCCCGCCCUGCCGCCGCGGGGCCGUCUGGGGCAGACCGUCGCGAGGCAAGGGCUUCUCUUCACUUUGCUGCUGCCAAGUUUUUUUUCUUUGACGUUAUUUCAUCUUUCGUCCUCGAGUUGGUUCGCUGAAGAAGAAAUUAUAGGGAAAUUAUUUUUAUUCCACGUUUUCCUUCGCGAAUUAGAGGUUGGCAUGGCUUGAAUGUUGCCGGCGAGACGCUUGAACAUUGUCAUUUUCAUUAGGGCGGCGGAUGCUAAAUGUAUCCCGCACAGGCGCUGCUCGCUCGCCCGGGGCCCCGCGGCGUGCAGCGUGCAGGAAAAUAUUACUCAAAAUGUUGUCAGGGGAACUUUACAACUUUACAUUUUUACUUUAUAUUUUUAUGUGUGUGUGUGUGUGUGUGUGUGUGUGUGUG